GUGCAAUGACACAACUGCAGCUCAUAGAUACAACACAUUUAUUUGGGAGACAAUGCAAUCGUCUGUUCUUUUUUUAUAUAGAAAAGCGUACAUAACGAGGAAAAUAAAUGUGUGUAUAUAAAUGUUUGAGUGUAAUGGUAAUGAACAAAAUGCCGACCUCGCUGUUGUUUUUUACUUUUCUCUGUCUGCCCGCCGUGGAACAAGCUUCUCUGCCGCUGGUUAUGAACACAUGGGGCUUCAAGAAUGCGACGGCUGCAGCUUGGUCGGUCUUGCAGUCCGGGGGCUCGGCGCUGGACGCCGUGGAGAGCGGAUGCACUCGCUGCCAAGUGGAGCAGUGCGACGGAAGCGUGGGUUAUGGCGGCAGCCCGGAUGAGAUGGGGGAGACCGCGUUGGAUGCCAUGAUCAUGAACGGCGACACGAUGGAGGUGGGCGCCGUGGCCAACCUGAAGAGGAUCAAGAAUGCGAUCGGUGUAGCGAGGGCAGUGAUGGAGCAUACCGAGCAUACCUUGCUGGUGGGAGAGUCGGCGACAGUUUUUGCAGAAAACAUGGGCUUCAUCGCUGAGGACCUCACCACCGUCAAGUCUGUGGAUAUUUUCACACAGUGGCUGAAGGGCAACUGCCAACCUAAUUACCGAAAGAAUGUUUUUCCAGACCCAUCCAAAUCCUGUCGACCCUACAAGCCUGCUGUGACAUUGGCACAGAAGAAAAAGAGGUGGCAUGCUGAUAUUCGCUCUCAUGAUACAAUCGGUAUGAUUGCAUUUGAUCAAUACGGUCACUUGGCCGCAGGGACGUCCACCAACGGGCUCACUCAUAAAAUUCCAGGUCGAGUGGGGGACUCACCUAUAGUUGGAGCGGGAGCCUACGCCGACAGCUCUGCCGGCGCUGCUGCGGCAACCGGCGAUGGAGACGUUAUGAUGCGUUUUCUACCGAGUUACUUGGCGGUGGAGCUGAUGAGGGCUGGGACGAAUCCCUCGGCGGCCUGCAAGAUGGCCAUUUCCAGGAUUAAGAGGCAUUACUCCGAGUUCUUCGGUGCGAUCAUCUGUGCUAACACGACAGGCCAUUAUGGUGCAGCAUGUAACAAGGUCCCCGGCUUCACGCAGUUUCACUACAUGGUGUCGAACGCAGAGUCCAACACGCCGCUUCUCAAGUCCGUGGACUGCUUUUAAUGUUUGUUUGUUUUUUUUCGUCACUUUACAAUGCACUGAUUUCUCAUUGCUUUGACAGAUCUUUUCACAUAGAUGUUUUUAAUUAAGACAUAUAUUCAUGAAAUCAUUGGGAGCAAUUUACAGCCUUUAAUAAAAGUGUAAAAACAUUC
This is a messenger RNA of Doryrhamphus excisus (bluestripe pipefish), 1315 nucleotides long. It is a transcript of the gene aga, whose product is annotated as aspartylglucosaminidase. The record is from RefSeq and is a predicted model, not a curated record. Gene Ontology annotation, biological process: protein deglycosylation. Gene Ontology annotation, molecular function: N4-(beta-N-acetylglucosaminyl)-L-asparaginase activity. NCBI's taxonomy places the organism in Eukaryota, Metazoa, Chordata, Actinopteri, Syngnathiformes, Syngnathidae. Gene Ontology annotation, cellular component: lysosome; cytoplasm.